Molecule: messenger RNA, 1871 nt
Organism: Rhipicephalus microplus (southern cattle tick)
Lineage: Eukaryota; Metazoa; Arthropoda; Arachnida; Ixodida; Ixodidae
Source: RefSeq, a predicted model, not a curated record
CGCACGAUCUUUCGUCUUUCCCGCUUGUCUAGUCGCCGAGCGUCAACACAAUGCGGAUAAGGUUAAGUCCAUCCGACGAAGUAACAGUGUUAGAGCAGCAGUUGAACGCUCUGGGUCGCCCGGAAAAUGUUCACGAAUUGGAGCUCACCAACUGCGUGGUCGCGGACCCGGACGACCUUUGCCGGUGCAUCAUACGCUGCACGGAGCUUCGCAUGCUUUACUGCGUAUCCAGCGGGAUAAGGUUGAAGAGUCUUAUUAUCAACGUGCUGCCGAAGCUGCCGCACUUGAGCCACCUCGAGUUGACGCUCGACGAAUGUGUGGACCGAGAGGAAGCGUUGACGAUGCUGAGCACGAUCCGAGCAAUGGAAACUAUCUCCGGGAGCCUUCGCCACUUGUACGUCGAAGUUUCCGGUUUGCUCAGAAUUCGAGUUCUCAGCGCAAUGUUGGAGAAGCUGCCGAACUUGGUUGAACUGCACGUUCACAAUCUGCGCGAGUUGCUGACCCUAGCAGUUCGUGACAUGGAAAGUUUAUGGCGCCAGGCUCCCAGAAUACAGAUCCUCAAGAUGACAUCGGAAGCACCCACAGAAGCUCAGCAAGAACCGGUCGUGAAUAGGCCGUUGGAGGAACCUGCUAUCAGCAACUGGGCCAAGGUUUGCGGCAACCUCCUGCUUAGGCGAAAUCCUCCAACAAGGAACUGCGUUCGCGCAAGGGAUCUCGCCGUUCGUGUCGAACCAUUGCGUCCCGCAGAGCCGCUUAUCGUGGUGAUUAACAAUGACGAGGGGAUACCCACGGCAGCUCAAAUUCGCGAAGCGGGGACACGAAACCACUGGCGUGAUGUACGUAGCCUUACUCUUGUACUCGUCAGGUCGGGAGAUGCUGCCGAAGAAGUUGCCCGAGCUGACGCCGACAUCGCAAACGGGCUCGUGACCUUCUUCGGGCAUUUCAAGACUGGUUCAUGUUGUCACCUCAAGGAGCUUAACCUGAGUUCGUUCCACUUCAAAGACGAGGCGGACUUCACGAAUGUUUUGAUUGACGCCGGACUGAAGACGCUGACGGCCCUUUCCGUCACACCCUGUGGCGUCUGGCAUCCGGGUGCGAUGGGCCGGCUGGCGAACACUUGCACAGAGCUGGACGACCUCGACAUUCGCGUGUACACGGAUUAUCGAACAUGUUCCCGCUGUUGGCAGCCUCUGGAACUCGGGGCCAUUGCAGAAAAUCAUCUAACAUGUGGUCGUCUCUCCUUCUCGAACGUGAAAGAGUUCGCUUCGUUCGAUUUUCUGAGCACGUCCCGAAUAUCCGAGUUUCGCAUGUCGGGCAAGUGCGAUCAGGCCAUGGUACGCUUGAAGAGCCUGUUGAGGAAGUUGCGUCCAAAUACGCUUCUGCGCUGUCUCGUUCUCAGCUUUCCUGGCAUACGCUACAACCAAGACAUGUAUCAGGACCUACCAAUGCUCACUGGCUUACGAUUCCUGUGUCUACAGACGCCCAAUGCGCAUGACGAAUUAACCGCGCGAGUCUUCAUCGAAUGGGCAGCCUCUCAGUUGAGCUCGCUCGAAGUAAUGCACGUGCAUUUCACCCACCACCUAACAGGAAUGAUAGAGCGGUGCACAUGGAUGCGGAAUGCAGAGACAGCUGAACAACUUGAGUUGGGUGACGACGACGCAAAUCCACUUGGCCCGGCACCGGGCAGUGUCUUCACAGACCGACCGUGCGUGAUUUGUUCGACGCAGACCUUCAUUGGGCUUAUCAAGCCGCACAAUCGAGGAGCCAGGACGCAGGUGUAGACUGCUUCCCGGUGUUUUAACGAUGUAACCGAGUUUAUUCUCGUUGAUUUAUUUUUACUGAAAUAAACUGCUAAGUUUUGUGUAAGAAAA